Debaryomyces fabryi is the source of this 609-nucleotide messenger RNA. Its product is annotated as aminoacyl-tRNA hydrolase. Lineage: Eukaryota; Fungi; Ascomycota; Pichiomycetes; Serinales; Debaryomycetaceae. The coding region runs from base 1 to 609 and encodes 202 amino acids. Gene Ontology annotation, cellular component: cytosol; mitochondrion. The transcript has a single exon. Gene Ontology annotation, molecular function: peptidyl-tRNA hydrolase activity. The record is from RefSeq and is a predicted model, not a curated record.
AUGUCACAGCUGAAUUUAUCGCAUUUGCUUUCUGUUGGGGUUAUAUCUCUCGUUACAGGGUUCUGUAUAAGUCAAUACUUUGGAACUAAUGUAUGCUCCAAAUCAAAGUUGAAGAAACUGAAAAAUAUUUCGAAGGCUCCAAUUGAGGACGUAACUACAGAGGACAGUUCUGAAUACGAAGACGUUUCUGAAGAUGAGAGUAUUGAUAUCGAUUCUACGCCAUUAAAUGAUAUCCCCGGUGAAGUUCGUAUGACCUUAAUUGUUCGUCAAGACUUAAAAAUGGGUAAAGGUAAAGCAGCAGCUCAAUGUCUGCAUGCCACGUUAGCAUUAUAUAAGAAAAUAACCAACCCUGAAUCAGACGCAUAUAACCCUGAAAUGGUUAAUAGAUGGGAAUAUGGUAAUGGUCAGGCAAAAAUUACGUUACAGGUGCCUAAUCAAGAAGAAAUGGAUACGUUAUUUGCUCAAGCCAUUUCGUUAGAUGUAAAUGCAUAUAUAGUUCAUGAUGCUGGAAGAACACAAAUUGCUGCUGGAAGUGCUACAGUUUUGGGAUUAGGUCCCGCUCCUAAGUUAGUGAUAGAUCAAAUUACGAAAGAUUUAAAGCUUUACUAG